Messenger RNA from Penaeus monodon (black tiger shrimp), 726 nucleotides. Its product is annotated as craniofacial development protein 2-like. NCBI's taxonomy places the organism in Eukaryota, Metazoa, Arthropoda, Malacostraca, Decapoda, Penaeidae. The record is from RefSeq and is a predicted model, not a curated record. Gene Ontology annotation, biological process: chromatin remodeling. Gene Ontology annotation, cellular component: nucleus. The coding region runs from base 1 to 726 and encodes 241 amino acids. The transcript has 3 exons.
AUGGUGAGUCUGAAGCUGGACCUAGAUGGUGUUCUGCUAAAUGUGGUGAGUGCCUAUGCCCCACAGGUGGGACGUGACAGAGAAGAGAAAGAGGAGUUUUGGGAGGACCUACAUGAAACGGUUGAGUUGAUUCCAAGGGAGGAGAGACUCAUAAUUGGUGCGGAUUUUAACGGACUUGCUGAUGAGGGAAACAGUGGAGAUGAGAGAGUGAUAGGAAAGUAUGGGCAUGGUGCACGUAAUGAUGAGGGUCAAGCCAUUGCAGACUUCGGCCAUCACACAGACUUGCCUAUGAUAAAUUCCUUUUAUAGUAAGUGUGAAUCACACAAGGUCAAAUGCACAAGAGGAGGCAGGCGUACGCAGAUUGAUUACAUCCUGUGCCGUAGGGUGCAUUUGAAGGAAAGCAGAGAUUGCAAGUUCAUUCCAGGUGAAAGCGUGGCAAAACAACAUCAUGUAGUCACUGGAGAAAUGAAGCUGACAAACCGGAGGAGAAGAGAGGUGAAGACAGAACCUAGAAUCAAGUGGUGGAGACUGCGAGGAAAAAAUAAACUUUGGAACGGAAACAAGGUGCUGGAACGAAGUACAGGAAGCAAGAAAGCACAAGAACUUAACUUAAUCGUGUAUGAAAUUGAAAAAUCAAUUCAAGCACCGGUUGAAGAGGGCGUUAUCCUUGACGUGGACGGGCUGCGACUUAAAGCAGGCUACCAGGAGCAGCUCGAGGUCAUUUAA